AUGGUAUUUUGUUUUAUGAUAGGUACCGAAAUUAAGAGGUCCUUUGAAGUUACAGGCGACGACAAAAUGACCAUAUCGAAACUCAGAGAAAUAAUCUAUGAAAAGAUUAAGAACAAUUUUAAAAGUAUUGAUGCUAAUAGCUUGGAUCUAUGGAAGGUGGAUAUUCCUGGUGAUACAGCAAACGUUAAACUGAAAACACUUGAAAACAGACCUCAUGAUAUAAAUAACGAAAAUAUUAUUAUAAAAGAAAUCGGAGGUGAAGAGUUGUCUCCAUUUAGUGGUUUCGGUGACAUCUUUACAAGUAGCUCCAAGAAUAUACACAUUAUCGUACAACCGCCAUUAUUCGCCUCCACUGGUAAUGGUUUACCUCUCAAACAAAAACAGCUUUUUUCGUCAAUGCACAUCAUUCCUAAUGAAGUUAAAAUUGAAAUUAAAGACAAAGUUAUAAAGACCUUUUCACACAUAAAUGCUUUUUCAAUUGAUCAGCUUGUUGACGCGCUCGCCUUGAUUUGGUACGUUGAGGCAGGAGAAAGUGACUCUCCAGAUCCACAAAAUGACCCAUGUCUUAAACUGAAGAUGGAGCCCUCUUUUUUCAAAAUAAGUUUGCCUGGUACCAUAACUGAACAUUCUCUUACAACGAUAGAUCUGUGUCUCCCUUCAUACGAAUCGAAAUCUGGAAUGAAUUAUCUUAAUCCCUUCUACGAUGAUCCCCAAUUCAAAGAAACGGUUUCUCUUGUGCAUGAAAAAUUGACGAAACAUAAUAAAGACAUAAUUGUUCUCGCUGGGGUUUCAGGAGGUGGAAAAACAUCGACAGCAUUUGGAAUCUCUUUACAACAUUGGACAAUAUACGUUGAUUUUUCUCCUUAUGGGGGACAAUAUGGCGAUUUUAUGGGCCAGGAGCUUGAAAGAAUCAGAGCUAGAACACCAAAGUACGGCCAAACUGAAGAACAGAGCAAAGAAAAAAUUUCAACACAAAAGGAAUGGCUUUUUACACAGCUUCAAAUGGAUAUCAAAAAAAUCCAAAUGAGCUUGGUUAAUGUAGAUAAUAUUUCUAUUUCUUCACUUAUUUAUUACAUCAACGAAUGUCUUGGUGUGAAAUCUCUAAUAUUAAUAUUUGAUGAGGCGCAAGUCCUUUGUGAUGACAAAUAUGGAAAUUACGAUGGGAGUUCAUUGGGGAAAACAUGGAAUCUCUUGCAGGCUUACAUUGCACAUCUUACCCAUCUUCCUGUUAAGUGCAUUAUUGCCGGCACUUACAUGCAUAUGGCAAGCGGAAUUUCUCUUGUCACUAGUAUUGGAAAAGUCCAGUCUGGUUCACAGGCUCAUAUUGUGCUAAAGCUUCCCUUCCUUACACAAAAUGAUGUCCUGCGGAAUCUUGAUAUUAUAAUUGACAUGAGAGAUGUUACACCUGAAACUCGUAACUACUUGGGAUUUAUUCUCAGGGGACGACCUCGAAACUGUGCAUCAUUUGUUCAGAUGUUGAUAUCGAAGCGGGAAUCAAAGAAUAGAACAAAAGAUCAAGAGAUGCGAGAACUUCUUCCUUUAUGGUAUGAAAAAAUAAGCAAUGAUAUGGGAGUAUAUUUGGAAAAUGCGUGUAAAUCUCUGGGUGCAAAUUACUUCAAUCUGGAAACAGCAAUUAUAGAUGUUAUUAGGCUUCGUGUUUUUUACAAUUAUAAGUUCAAGCAUGCUAUAGAACUACUUAAACACAGCAUCAUUCCUUGCCAAUCACCGGAAUGCAUAAUUCUUAGCCGUGAUGUUGAUCGUUUUAAUGAGAUCCAAAUCAACCCAUCACUUGAAUCUUAUCUUGUCUCUGGCAUCGAAAUUUUCCUUAAAAAAAGAGGGAAAACUUUGGUAGAUGUCUUCGUUGAAUACAUUAUCCGACUCAAUAAUACUUCAUCUAUUGGCAAUGAAUUUGAUGCGGUCUUUAUUUCGGUAAUGAUUGAGAAACGUGGGCGUAGAGUACGGGAAGUGCUUAACGAAUGGAAAAAUAGUCAAGAAUUUAACCUUCCUUCAUGGAUAACUCCCACAAUGAUGGUUAUGACAAUUUCAAAUCUAUCAGGAGGAGUUCCUAUAGUCGAAUAUGUUGAAAAUACAACUCAUUAUCGUUCUUAUGCAAUCCAACCGGACAGAUUCUCAGGAUUAGACGUGGUGAUCUCUUUUGCAGAUGAUGAGCAAAAUGUGGUACUAUUAUCAGCAAGCUGUACAAUUUCUGGGGAACCUAUUAAUCGAGGUAAGAUCAAAGAGCAGGUAUUCAAGUCAUGUAUGAAGUUUCAGUAUAUGGAAAAUCCAAAGAAGAAAAAUUCCCAAAUCGAGGAUCAAAAGGAGGAAUUUUCUUGGAAAGAACCAGAGCACCUUCAAAUAGGUUUUGGCGAUUUUUUACCAUCCAAUGAAGAGGUCAACUCAGAAGAAGAGGAGGUAGAUUAUGAUCAAGAUCUUAACUAUGAUGAUUUGGAUUAUGAUUUGGACUACACCAAAAACACGAAGAAUUACCGAAUAUCCAAGGUCUCUGAGCGUAUAAAAAAUCAUGAGAGAAUCAAAAGUUCUACAGAGAACCGAAAACAUAUUUAUGUUUUAGUGGAACUUCCACAUAGGGCUGGAAAAAGAUCAAAGUUGUUUCGGUUCAAUAAAUAUGGUGACCUCGUGAUUAUUGUGGAUGAUCGUAACAUGGAAUCUGUUUUUGGACCAGUCAUUAAGAAGCUGAUGGAAAAAAUUCACUAUAAAGAAAAUCAAGAAAAUUCGAUGAAUAAAGAGGAUUUGAUGGAUGAAACAGAAUAG
Funneliformis geosporum is the source of this 2772-nucleotide messenger RNA. The record is from the annotation of a GenBank genome assembly. NCBI's taxonomy places the organism in Eukaryota, Fungi, Glomeromycota, Glomeromycetes, Glomerales, Glomeraceae.